Molecule: messenger RNA, 2161 nt
Organism: Cucurbitaria berberidis CBS 394.84
Lineage: Eukaryota; Fungi; Ascomycota; Dothideomycetes; Pleosporales; Cucurbitariaceae
Exons: 8
Coding region: 267-1958 (563 amino acids)
Cellular component (GO): intracellular membrane-bounded organelle; membrane; cortical endoplasmic reticulum
Molecular function (GO): sterol binding
Source: RefSeq, a predicted model, not a curated record
CAUGUCUCCAAACUCCUCCUGCAGUCGUUGAGGAUAAACAAACUUUGGUCGCGCGAGUAAAAUCACUCAGUCUACGCGUUGCUACCAACGCGGGGUCGCUAAAUUCUGUCACCAUCGUCAUCUGCGCGGAGCUCACUCCUACCGCCACCGAGCACCCUAGACAGCUCACGGCGGUACCUCGCUGCCUACUAUCUACUUCCUAAUUCCCUACGCCCUCCCACCCUGUCUUUCCUCCUAGACUACCUGCUGCGUUCAGCAUCCCCACGAUGCCGCAUAUACCUGGAGUAUCGCAUCGGCGAAGAGCCUCACUGACAAGCAGCCGAGCAUCAUCCAUCGACGAGACAAGACAUGGCGACGAAGUUAGCAAGGAAGAUGAGACGGUCAUGGACUCAGAGCAGGGCAACAUGCUCAUGCACAUCAUAUCACAACUGCGGCCAGGCGCCGACCUAAGCCGAGUCACGCUGCCUACCUUCAUCCUCGAGCCACGAUCCAUGCUGGAACGUAUAACAAACUUCAUGGCGCAUCCUGAGACUAUGCUUCCCAUUCCGACAAUCGAAGACCCCAUACAGCGAUUCGUAGCCGUAACCAAGUUCUACCUAAGUGGAUGGCAUAUUAAACCUCCGGGCGUGAAGAAGCCACUCAACCCAAUCCUCGGCGAGAUCUUCACGAGCUACUGGGACUAUCCAGACGGCACCAAAGGAUACUACAUUUCCGAACAAACUUCGCAUCACCCGCCCAAGUCGAGCUACUUCUUUAUGGCACCCGAACACAAUAUCCGAAUAGACGGCACGCUGAAGCCAAGGAGCAAAUUCUUGGGCAACUCUGCAGCGAGUAUGAUGGAGGGUAUAGCGGUGCUACGACUGUUAAACACUGGAGAGCGCUUUUUCGUCACCCAACCGAACAUGUACGCGAGAGGCAUCCUCUUCGGCGCCAUGAAGUACGAACUUGGCGACCAUGCCUACGUCCGUUGUCCCGAGACUGGACUCGUUGCCGAUAUGGAGUUCAAGACCAAAGGCUACUUCAGCGGAACAUAUGAUGCGAUUGGCGGCUAUAUCAAAGAUGCGCAGGGCAAAAACCUCUAUGAGUUCUCAGGCUUCUGGAACGAUAAAAUGUACAUCAAAGAUUUAACGACUGGCAAGAAGGAACUCCUCUUCGACGCGGGACACAGCAAACAUACACCACCGACAGCCCGCCCAUUAGAAGAACAAGAAGAACGGGAAUCUCAACGACUCUGGCGCGACGUAACUGAAGCUGUCAAGCGAAGAGACCAGGAUGUGGCCACGGAUGCAAAGGCAAAAAUCGAAGACAUGCAGCGAGAAGAGGCGGCGAAGAGGAACAACGAAGGCAUUGACUGGCACCCACAACUCUUCCGGCGAGUACAAGGUGGUCAUGGCGGAUCAGAAGAAGGCGAAGAAGACCUGGAUUGGAUCAUUAACGCCAAAGUCGAUGGCAAAACUCCAGAAGAGCGGAUCAAGCAGAUUCUACAGAUACAUGCUAUACUGCCCGGUCAAAAGCCGGAUAGACAGUUCAACAUCCCCACUAGGACGGGUAGUAUCCAGCCAACUCACACACAACAUCCUGCACAGUCGAAGGCGCCUGCGCAACCCGCUCAGCCCGUACCAUCUGAACCACAACCUCUCCCGCAACACCAAGAGCAAGUCAUCAGCGGACUCAACAACCUCAAUCUCGAUGGACCAACAGCACCACGAAACUCUCUCCCUAAGGACAUCCACGCAAACAACUCAUCAUCACUAAACCACCCCGUCCUACCAAGCCAAAAGCCUAAGUCCCCAGGAGGAGACAUCACACCGGAGACAAAGGCGCAGAUUGCGCGGGAACUACCCCCGAGCAAGCUGCUGCAUUCGAAUCCAGCUCCCGAGCCGAAGGACCCUAAUUUACUAACGAGGAAGGAUAGUGAGACACAUGAGGAGCAGGAGUUUGUUGAUGCACAAUCGUAGGUUUCCUUGCUACGAAUUACUCAUACACAUUUGUUCUAUUCUUUGCGCAUGGUGUCGUAAAGUUUGGGCUAUGAGGAACUUUGUGUUUUAUCCGACCAGGCAUAUGAUGAGGCUGUCGUCUCAAGAGAUCGAGCAGUGGGUACUUUCCAACCUGCAUCCCGCUUCGAGGUUGCGUAACAGCUACAAGAGAAAUAAUCCGGCUU